UCUCAAAGUCAUUCCAACAUGGCGGCCGGAACGGCUGUAAUGCAUUUACCCAGCACGAGAAGCACCGUUAAGAAAGAAGAACCUGCUCGUAGAGUACAGAAAAUUCAGCCAGAUGAGAUGGAAGUGGAAGAAGAAAAACAGCAUGAAGGAAUUCAGCAAUACUAUGUCACCAAGAUUGAGGCUCUCCAGAUGGUUGUCACAGAAGAGAUUAAAAACUUGAGGAGGCUGGAAGCCCAGAGAAAUGAGCUUAAUGCCAAAGUGAGAAUGCUAAGAGAGGAGUUGCAACUCUUGCAAGAACAAGGAUCUUAUGUUGGUGAGGUGGUUAAACCCAUGGACAAGAAGAAGGUUUUGGUGAAGGUUCAUCCAGAGGGAAAGUUUGUGGUGGAUAUCGACAAAUCAAUUGAUAUGGCUGAUGUUACACCAAACUGCCGAGUGGCAUUGCGAAAUGAUAGCUACAUGCUUCAUAAGAUACUUCCUAACAAGGUGGACCCUCUUGUCAGUUUGAUGAUGGUUGAGAAGGUUCCUGAUUCAACCUAUGAAAUGGUUGGAGGAUUAGAUAAACAGAUUAAAGAAAUCAAGGAGGUCAUUGAGCUGCCUGUGAAGCAUCCUGAGCUCUUUGAAGCCUUAGGAAUUGAUCAACCCAAGGGAGUAUUACUGUAUGGUCCACCAGGGACUGGAAAGACACUUCUUGCGCGAGCUGUUGCACAUCACACCGAGUGCACUUUUAUCAGAGUUUCAGGCUCAGAACUGGUUCAGAAAUUUAUUGGCGAGGGUGCUAGGAUGGUUAGAGAGUUGUUUGUCAUGGCAAGAGAACAUGCUCCCUCUAUCAUUUUUAUGGAUGAGAUUGAUUCAAUUGGAUCCUCAAGAUUAGAAGGGGGGUCUGGUGGUGACAGUGAAGUUCAAAGGACCAUGUUGGAGUUACUGAACCAGCUUGAUGGGUUUGAAGCAACCAAGAAUAUCAAGGUUGUCAUGGCAACAAACCGGAUAGACAUUUUGGAUUCAGCACUUUUGCGACCAGGACGUAUUGACAGGAAAAUAGAGUUUCCUCCCCCAAAUGAAGAGGCUAGACUGGACAUCCUGAAGAUUCAUUCCAGAAAGAUGAAUCUAACAAGAGGCAUAAACCUUAGAAAAAUUGCUGAACUUAUGCCUGGAUCAUCAGGAGCUGAAGUCAAGGGUGUUUGUACAGAGGCAGGCAUGUAUGCCUUGAGAGAAAGAAGAGUUCAUGUGACGCAGGAAGACUUUGAAAUGGCUGUCACUAAGGUCAUGCAGAAAGAUUCCGAGAAGAACAUGUCAAUCAAGAAACUCUGGAAGUAAAACAACCAUAUCUAACACAGAACUUAAUUACAAGGCAAAGGCAAAUUGAUUUCCUACAAUUAACUUAAUCUUACUCUGCUCCUGCUACUCGAGGAUACUCGUUUCAUCAAGCAUUCAACUAAGGAAGGAGAAGAGAAAAGAAAAAAAAAAAAAAAGAAAGCCAACUCUGAAUAUUAGAACUCACACCUCAGCCAUGUUUGACACUUGUUGCAAUACCUUGCAACAUGGUCACUCAAAUUAUUUAAGGUAGCUCCCUUUGCACACCUCACACUAUUUUCAUAAGUUUACCAGAUGUGGAUUCUGUGCAGUCUGUGACAUUGCUUGGUAGAGUAGUGCCCUCUAAAGAAAGAUCACCAUGUGUGGUUUCAUGUAGUGUUUUUUAGGAUGAGUAUGCAAGAUUGAAGUGUGGCAGUACAUUUUUUGGGUUUUGGGUUUUGAAAGCUUGUCAAGCAUUUAGUCAGGCAAUUUUUUUUGGAGAGGAAUGGCAGAGUCUGGGACUCUGGUGAAUGUAAUAUUAGUAAGUAAAGUAAUUUGUAGAUGAUUCUCAUGAUCACUUUGCAUUUUGUACAUGUAGCUUGACAAAAGUCAUUUGACAAGAAGUUAUUAGUCUUUAAAAAAAACUUGUAGUACAAAGGUUACUCUUGUGGUAUAAUUGAUUUAUGUCAUGUUCUCAGUGUAACCUUUCAUUUUGUGAUAUGUGUGACAAAGGAUUGAAUCUGAACUCCUUAAAUCCUUCUAUGAAAUGGUUUCUUGUCCUCAGUUACUUGGCAAACACUGCCUAGAGAAAUAUGUUGAUGAUUUAGUUGCUUUGUAAUAAACUCGUUACUGGCAAAAUGGCACAAAAAAGGAUUAGAUUAUGAAAACGAAAUGGUAUCUUAAAACUUGGCCUGGGAUAUUCCAAUUCCCUGCCGUAUGUGGAGUUGAUAAAGAGAGUUAAGUAAGGAAACCAUCUGUAGUACUGGACACUUUCUUGUGUAUAUGUAAGUAAUUACUAGUCUUCAGCCAGGUUUGAGCAGUGCGAGCACUGAGGGGUGUGCUGGUUGUUUGUUCACAAGGGUACCUCUGAUUGAAUGAGGGAAGUUGUGAGAUCCCCCUCUCCCCUACCCAUUCUCCUCCAUCUACUGGUGACUUUCUACCAUUCUACUGGGAAAGCCCCAGCCAGAGGCUAGAGGGGUGUGUCAGUUAGGUGCUCAAAGGGGUCCCAUCAAUUGAAGGGAGGGGAGUUGUGGGAUCAAUCUCACACUUAUCCAGCACCUCCCCUCUCUGGAUUUUAUCCCUUGGGUGAACCACUGCUUUAGAAAUAAGUUGGCUCUGAAGUAGUCCUUACAAUGAUAGCUUAACGCAGCAUUCUCUAUAUUAAACUCAGCUGUUCAUGUUGUUACCAUUUAGCCCAUGUUUUCCUAGUUUCUCGUGUGUAUUUUCUCCACGUAGAUAGCUAUUGAUAUCUAUCAGCUGUACCAUUCCCUUACAACCUUGCCAUUUAUCUUUUAAUGGUUUUCCCUGUAUUAGCUAAACGAGAAUGAAGAAUAAACCUAAUUUGUUUUACAUUGCACAA
This is a messenger RNA of Pocillopora verrucosa, 2869 nucleotides long. Its product is annotated as 26S proteasome regulatory subunit 8. Lineage: Eukaryota; Metazoa; Cnidaria; Anthozoa; Scleractinia; Pocilloporidae. Gene Ontology annotation, biological process: proteasome-mediated ubiquitin-dependent protein catabolic process. Gene Ontology annotation, cellular component: proteasome regulatory particle, base subcomplex. The record is from RefSeq and is a predicted model, not a curated record. Gene Ontology annotation, molecular function: ATP hydrolysis activity; proteasome-activating activity; ATP binding.